AGGGGGCGCGGACCACAGGUGAAUUUUAUCCUAGAAGGUAAUGGGCAAGAUAGGGUGAACAUCACCACCCGUCGGGCAGGGGUAGAAAAAAAACUUAUUAGAGAUAUGGUAAUGGAAGAGGUCGCGGGGACUAGCGCAGAUCAAGGUGAAACUGAGACCGGGGAACAGGAAAAGGUUUUUGGAAAGACAAGGGAAGAAGAGUCGAUAGUUAAAGUCGUGGCGGCAAAGAAGAAGCUCAGGUACCAAAUCCCAACCCUGACCUUGCCAGAAAUCGAUGAUACUCUGAGCAAACUGCUAGGUAUCAUGGUAUCGGUAUCCUUUCAGACCAUGCUGCAGGCAAGCCCGAGAUUGCUUAAAGGACUCAGGCAAUUACUAACGCGCCGACGCGUAGAGGUAGAGGAGGCCCCGGAACCACAGGAGCAGGAAACGGAAGAGGCUGGGACACCGCAAGGGGUCUCCAACCUCCAAAGGAUCCCAGGGGAUCCGGAGGACCGAGAGAAGGCCUUUGCAGAUAUUCGCCUAAGCCUACCGGACCGAGAGGGUGGAGAAGUUAUGAGGGCGUCGCUCGGAACGAAGCUUAGCUUCCAUGCAUUGCCCGUAGGAAAGCUGAAGGUCCAGAUCGGAACCCACCACAAGGAUGCAUUAGUGGACGGUGGUGUGAAAAUUACCCUCAUACGACGAGACUUUGUGACAAUUACCGGCUGCACCGUAAACAAGGAGGUGGCGGGGAGUAUCCGGGAAGCGGGCUGGGAGAUUCCCUUCGCAGGGUACGUCACGAAAUGCGCAGUCAGGGCAGGGAUCAAAGAAUCGAUUUUGUCCUUGCAGCGGAUGACCGUGAUGGAAGAAAUGGACCAUGACAUAAUUCUAGGGAGGCCAUGGUGCGCUUAUUUAGAGAUGAUAGGUAUGCAUCUGCAUGAUGGCACAUACAUGGUGGAUAUAGAGGACCCCGUGACCGGCCGGGGAGAACUCCUCCGACUCCUUGAGACAGGAGGGGAUCCCCCGAAGGGCAAAUUGGCAACCUGGUCGCCAAAGUUCAAAGAGAGUGCGCGAAAGGGGGCAUUCGCACGGAUGGAAGAGCGGCGGUACUCACAGUUCAAGAAAGAGGUCUUAGCCAUUUUACAUUGCCUUAAGACUUUUCAGGCAUACCUAUUCGGGAGAAGGUUUAUCCUGAGAAUCGAUCCGACCAAUGUCGUCGGGGCAUUAAAGAACUACAAACCUAUAGACCCGACCGUUGGGAGAUGGAUAGGAUUUAUUUGGCAAUUCGACUACAAGGUCGAGCGAAUUGCGGGGCUCCGGAACAGGGCAGACGGGCUAAGUCGGGUUUGCAUCACGCCGGAGGGAGUAGAGGAUGCAGAACCGAUCGACGCCUUCCUUGAAUACGAAGGGGGAACCCUUGUCGUAGAUAACGAGAUGGCGGGCGCCACGCUUACGACAGCCCAGUUGCUGAUCCAGACCUUGGAAAAGGGGGCGCCUGCAGUAGUUGCGGAACUCAGGGAAGGACCAGUCACCACGAUUAGGCGCAAAGAUGAGAAGGAUUUGUGGGGGGCAACGACCGGGCCGAAAGAGAAGUUGAUGACCAUGGUCGUUGAAGGGGGCCGAGAUGCUGUGAUGAAUCCAGUAGAAACUUGGAUGCGAAGAGAGCAGCAGUAUCUAAUGAAUCAGGCUCAGGAGGGGCAAGACACCGAUCAGAAGGGACGAGAAUUCUUCCUUAUACAGAUGUAUGAUGACAUCUUUAGAGAAAUCGGUCUGCUGCUUAUAGGAAACAAGCAGCCUAUGCCUACUGGGGAACAAGCAACAAGACAGGCUGGGGAAUCAAGUUCCAGGAAAAGGAUGUUGUAUGUGGAAUUUGACUUCAACUUGGUUGUGAAAAGAGGAGGAAGGAACCAAGGGACCAGGGGACCCUCUCCCGUGAGAGAGGGGGAACCAAUAGUUCUCCCAUCUGACAGUGACACCAGUAGUGAGGAGGAUGGGAACCUAGGAAAGAGGCAGAGGAUGGAAGAGGAAGAGCCCAACGAGAUCAUAGACCUCAGCAGUGAGGAAGAGGAUGAUGAGGUCACAACGCCCACGAGAGAGGUACGCGGAAGGGAUGAGGACCCAGGUGAAGAGAAGGACAAAUGGAUAAGAGAGUUCGGGUCAUCUUGCAGUGACCGGUUCGAUCAAUGGGCCAGUAUCAUGCGGUAUGAGUGGGCGAUGAGAGGAAAGGAGAAGCUGAGCAGAGGAGAGGACAUAGCGCCAACAACAUUUUUCACAGAAGAGGCGCUCCUACAAUUGCAAAGGACGAAGAGAAAGAUGCAGCAAGAGAUCGACAAUCGUGCAAGGGAGGCUCGGCACUGGGCAACUGGGCGGUAAAGGGGCAGUAGACACAACAGGGAAUAGCUAGACAAUGGGAAGGAUUGGUACCUGAGACUGGCAAAACUGUCAUUUUAAGCUUCGCAUUUGAUUUUUUUUGGGAAUAAACUACUAUGAGAUAA
Messenger RNA from Chara braunii, 2471 nucleotides. NCBI's taxonomy places the organism in Eukaryota, Viridiplantae, Streptophyta, Charophyceae, Charales, Characeae. The record is from the annotation of a GenBank genome assembly.